Messenger RNA from Dichomitus squalens LYAD-421 SS1, 338 nucleotides. RefSeq lists its product as uncharacterized. The coding region runs from base 133 to 291 and encodes 52 amino acids. The record is from RefSeq and is a predicted model, not a curated record. The transcript has 3 exons. NCBI's taxonomy places the organism in Eukaryota, Fungi, Basidiomycota, Agaricomycetes, Polyporales, Polyporaceae.
CCCAAUUCGUGACCGCCCACAAACACGAGCCUUGCAUCUGGAAGCUGGAACCUCUGAGCACGGUACGCCAAGUCAUACAGAGCUAUAUCAGAGUGAUGCAAGUCGAACCAAAUGAUCAGCUGGCUAAACACCAUGACAUCUUCAGGCAACGUGGUUACUGUAUUGGAGGACCGGAAGGAGAUCGGUAUUGUCUUCGAUGUUCAAGAAGUCCGUCAUCUUGUCUGCCGAGCGAGACGAUGGAGUCUAUAUGAGAGCGGGAGUGUCCGGUCUGCUGGGAGGCAUCGGCCGUGAGGCCAAUGUGCCCAUGUCCAUGUGCCCAGGAGAAUGGACCACGAGGU